CAAUUUGGAACAGCGCCUGGCCUGACCGAGCCGAGAUCGCUCCUCGCCUCCUCCUCCUCCUCCUCCUCCUCCCGAGCCCCCACACUCCCGUCCACUCUUCCCGGCCGCUGCUCCGUGCUCCGGCUGGGUUGCCGCGGCGGACGGCCGAGCGCCAGGCGUCCCGCGCGACCGCGCCCAAGGCCCCAGCAGGCCCCAGCGGGUGCACCGCCUGCGGGCUGCAGCUGUGCGGCGGCGGCAUUCCUCAGCGGCCCAGCAUCGAGCAGUCCGCGAGACAACCACCGACUCGAAACACCGAGAUCGUGCUGAGCGGCAGCUAGAAAUGGCCGACAUCGCACUGGGCAUUGUGGAGAGGAUCAUCAAAGUUGCAUUCAAGCUCAAUGAAGCCGUGGGGACGGUCCAGCAGAACGAGGAGGAGUGCCGAGCUCUCGAGGAGGAGAUGGCCAUACUCAUCGCCAGCCUGUUGCCGCUCCAGGUGAUGGGGGCGGUGAACCCGGCGAUGACCAGAGCUCUGAUGGGUCUCGAGAAGACCAUCGAUAGUGCCCUCGAGCUCGUCACAAACUGCCAGGAGAAGCACACCUUCGUGCACCGUCUCUUCACGGCUAGCGACAUGGCUAAAAAGCUGGCUCGGGUGAAGGACGAUAUACACCGGAAAGUCGACAUGUGUAUCUUAGGGCUCUUAGCCAUCAGUGUGGAAUGCUACUGCUACACCGUCACUGUUCCAUUUAGCAGUGCUCAUCUUCCUCCGCUCGCACAGCUACAUCAGGAUGCUGGGAAGCUGGACAUGUCAUACAACAGUCAUGCCAGAUCUGGCGUCAACAGCAUGACAACAAUGUCCGUGACGGGAAGCGAGGUGCCCUAUGGUCCCUUAUCGGGAACAACAGAGCUUACCUUUUCCAAGUUGGAGGCAACUACACAGAACAUUUCAGGAGAAAACGUUGCCGAAGGAGGUGGCCAAACUCGAGUCUACACAAUGAAAAAGAUUGUAAUCAAGAUUAGUAUGAUCAGCGAUCGGAGCAGAGCUAAGGCUAUGGAGUUACUCGCCAAGGCUAACGGAGUGUCAUCGAUUGGGAUAGUUGGGGACGGGAGGGACAGGCUGGAGGUGGUCGGCGACGGCAUGGACGCCUUCUGCCUUGUAAAAUGCCUGCGCAAGGAGCUGGGCCACGCGGAACUCCUGAUGAUGGGGGAUGUCAAGGACAAAGAGGCACGGCCGGAGCCGGUGGUGGUGGUGAACACCGAAGAGGCGCGUCCUGCAGACGACAAGCCGGCCAGCAGGCGGCGGCGUUUCCGGGAAAAUUUUACCAAAUUAUUACCCAAAUUCGUGUGGUCGCGCACUCGCACAAGUAUUUCUCCUCCAGCACUAUCGCCGGCUGCAUCCCAUCUCUUCCCGGAUGUGUUGCCGUCCUCCACAGCCGUCGUCAGCACGGCCUCGCCGCCCUCCAGGGCGGUGGAUCCACUGCUCCCGCCCGUGAGGACGGCCCCGGCGCGACGUAGACGACGCACCGGCUUCAACAUGUCCAGAAUCCGGCGCCUGAGCGUGCCCCGGUUGGCCGCGACGCGCCGCCUCCCGACGACGCCGGAGCCCGGGGGUGCCGCGUCCGCGUGACGGGCCUAUUCAUGGUCUCCAAGAGUGCGUGGCCAUGUUCGACGGCCCGCUUCCCCCGGUGAUCGUGGCGGCACUCACGGGAGCCCCCUUUCUUCUGGUUGUAAUGCUAUUUCUCCAUCAGCUGUCAUGAAGAACAUAUGCAGGGACUCAGAUACCAGUACAAACUUAGUAGGUGCGAAAUCAUGCCUACUUUCUCUUCUACCAUGUACUUACGACACACACAGCACGUACAGAAGGUUGUUCCCACCUUCCCUGGAUGCACCAUCUGUUUGUUCUGCACAUCAGCAAGCAGAUGUUGCUUCUAAUGUCAAGUAGUUCAAGAUUUAAGCUGAAAACAUAAACCUGUAGUUUGAUGCAACUGUGAGCACAAUUAACAUGCAAGCAACCAACUGUAGUGUAGAAAGCAACCUCGUACGUAUGAUGAGUUCCAAAUAAAAAGGUUGAUGUAGCAAAAGGAACACCUACGUACUGUUCCUCCAAGCAAGCAAGAUUUUUUUUUUUGAAAAACCGGGUUUAUAUUUCAUUCAUAUUUUUCAUAUUUUGAUGCUUACAGUCCGGCGAGAUGGAGUAGCAAGCAAGAUUUCAGGGGUUCACAAAAGUUGCUGGCCCCAAACUACAAAUCCGUAACAUCGGAAUCCCGGUCCACGUGCUAGGCGUGCGUUCGUAAAUUCGUAUAAACUAUCUUUUUUUUUGAGAGGAAAUAAACUAUCUAAUAAAAGUCUGGGCUAUCAUCCAACUGGGCCGGAGACUACUGGGCCCAGUCAACGCAUAUCAGGCCUAUUUGUUCUAUCCUAUCCAACAACGGCGACCGUUGACACAGUGGAGCUAAGCCGCGGCCAAGCCAGCCGGCCACCCUACCACAACGUCGCCGCCGCUGGUACGGUACGAUGAGGACUUACCGUCCGCCCACUCCCUCGCUCGUUGGGACAGGCUGCAAGCCUAUCGUCUGGGAGGUAGCUAGCAGGCCCCACGUCGCCGGAAGAAGUGGGCCUGGGCCCUGGCGGAUCCCUGCGUUGUGCUCGCGCCCCAUGGAGUUCGCGCCGCCAAGGUGUUCGGAGAAAUGCUGCACCGGGACGCGCCGCGGGGUGGGCUAGGAACGCGGUAUCCGUCAAGCUCUUCAGUUUUCUGUGUCAUCGCACAUCUCAUUUGUCAUCAUGCAGUCUUGUUUACUUCAAGCGGGCGGACUUGGUCUCAUGUCAACUCUUGGCACGAGGUGGCAAGCUUUUAAAACUGCAGCUUAUAUUUUGAGGCCUCAAUUUCAGAGGUUCUUCUGGGAAGUUUCGGUCAAAGUGCUCGCAUUGUGGCUUGCCAAGGUGGAUUUGGGGACUUAGAAGUAAACUAUGUGAGCCACUGCCCAAACUUCUUCAACUAAUGGGGUUUCGAGUAAUUUAUGCGGCUGGUCUCAUCAACUCUGGCACGCGUUUCUUGGAUGAAUGAGGAAUACAUAGCAAUGGUAGCCUUAGUCCUUCCCUGACCAGCACCAGCUGCAUGCACCUGGAUCAUCAGGUGAGGUGAGAAGGGUGACAAAGGAGGGACGGACACCGCAUUGAAGAUGGCGCUAUGGAACGGACUGGGACAGGCUGCCACCGUCGUGCAGCUGGCAGGAGUCGAUGCUGGUGGGCUCAUCUCAAUGAUUGUUCAGGCUAUGCAAACUGUUCACCGGAACAGGGAGGAGUGCCGACAGCUUAUGCACCAUGUGAUGAUGAUUGGUGAUCUCCUACGGAUGCUUCAACAGUCAAAAUUGAUGCGGCGCCCAGAGAUCCGGAGACCACUAGAUGGGUUAGAGGACACACUCCGGCAGCAAUACAUGCUUGUUGCAUCCUGCCAGCAGAGCAACAUCAUGCAUCGCUUCCUCAUGGCAGGAAAUCAGGCUCAAAAGUUACAUGAUAUCCGAGAUAGAAUUGAUUCAUAUCUCAGGAUCUACCCUUUGAUCAGCCACAUCGACACCAGAUAUUUUUUGAGUGGACUGUACAGUUGUGCCCAUCCUUCAGCCCCCCAACCCCAGGUAUACAUGUUUAAGUAGUUGGAUAAUAGCUUAUUGUCUGUAUUGUCGCUCUUAUGGUUUUAGGACCUCGCCUAUUGAAACUGGUGAAUGCCUCAAGGACCAAUUCUGGCACAGACCAAGAAUAGGUUUUAUGUCCAGUAAAUAAUUCAAUAGAACAUCAGCAUUCUAUUAAAGUGAAUGCUUAUUAAAGGUAUUCAAUAAACAUGUCAGUGGAUUUUAAAUUUAUUUGCACUCUUUUCCUCCUAUGAGGUUCAUGUUUCUAUUUCAAGCAAACAAUGAGAUGCUCAGGUUUGUUUUCCUGUUAUUGAGACAUUCGAUGAACUACAUAAUAUGCAUAGUAAUAUGAUCAUAUUAAUUUUAUAGAUUUUUUUUAUUAUCACCAUCAAUCGGUCUACUAGGAUAUUUAAAAGUUCACUCUGAAUUAUCUCAUUUUUUGCUUGAAGCUAGAACAACCAAUGAUCUAUCUGCUAUCAUCAUCCAAUCACAUAGUUACGUCAAACUCCUGAUCCCGCAAUUAUCAUUCAAAAUGCUAAGAUGCUUUAUCAUUUCAGGCUUCAGAAGAGAUGCUGGAGUCAUUUGCUAGCCACGCAAACCCUGGUUCUCAGUACAGUGUUUUCAAUAUGCAGUUAACUUGUCUUCUCGAAAGAAGCACUUUACUCCUUGAUAUGUGAUCAUAUCACACAUAUGUCCAUCUUAUUCACACAUUUUACAUUGUUGAUGUGUUAAAACUGUAAGAUUAUAAGAGGAAGUUUCUUUAAGCAAAGCAAGAGGUUCUGUCAUUUAUUUGUCUAGUGACAGUGGUGGAUCAUAUAUUCCAUUAUAUCCCUCAGUACAUAGGAUUCUUUCGAAAGACUUUGUCUUACAUAAUUAGGUUUUCUGUACCUUUGUACCGCCCAGGAUCAGUCAGUUUCUGCUUAUUGCACAAGAGGAAGCUGAGUACUGGAUGCUGGCUGGUGCUAAGGGGUUAAGUGCCCUGGUUGCUGUUAGCCCUGGUGGGCAGCAACCUUGAUUAGUGGGUCUAGGGUCGUUCUUUCGCUUUGUUCCAGGCGCGUCUGUCGCCUAAAAACAAAUCAAAUCUCCCUCCCUGUUUAAGGGUAGGGGUGGAGUGGUGUCUGUAUGUCUACUUUAGCCUCCUUUUUUCUAUCUUAAUGCAAUGAUACACAGCUCUCCUGCGUAUUCAAGAAAAAAAACCUAGAGAAACAUGAUUGCCAAAUUACUUUAUCUUGCCUAAAGUGUCUAUGUUUUUAGUGUUUAACAGUGUGAUAAUGACAAUAUUCAGGACCCAAGGAAGCACCUGUAAAGACAAUGACAUUGAAUCUGUAGAAGUUCAAGUGGUAACUGAGCCAAUUGCAGUGGAAGAAGUGCAGCAGGAUGGUUAUCGAAGCACUGAACAAUUGCCACGUAGGAAGAAUCGAUUUAGGUGGCUUACUCAAUGGGCUCAAAGGGAUCCAUCAACACCUCAAUCCAUCCACAACUUCAUUUGUCCUGGUCAACAAUCAGGAGGCUAUACAGUAUUUUCUCCAAGAUGUCUGCGUCUACAAAUAAUUUCUCGUCUCACAACGUAAUUGGAAAAGGUGGUCAUGGCCAAGUUUACAAGGGUGUAUUGCCAAAUGGGCUUGAUGUUGCAAUAAAAACCUGUCAUGUAUUUCAUGCAUCUAGUCUACGUGAAUUUGAAAAGGAGCUUCAAAUUAUCCCAAAACUUCAGCAUGCAAAUAUCAUCAAACUUCUGGGAUGUUGCAUUGAAGGCGACAAAAGGAUUUUAGUAUAUGAAUAUAUGCCAAGAGGAAGUUUACACAAUAUAAUUCAAGAGCUGAAAGCAGGUGUCUUCCUUGCCUGACAUUUACGGUUUCAGAUAAUUGAAGGUAUUGCCCAGGGUGCUGUCUAUCUGUCUAUCUGUCUAUCAGCUGAUAGAUGCAUCACUGCACGACGAGCCUCGAAUAAGCGAGAUACUACGAUGCUUGCAGAUAGCAAUGCUGUGUGUUCAAGAGAAACAGGCAGACAGGCCGACCAUGUUGGAUGUUCUAAUGAUGCUGAAAUGUGAGAGUAUGGCCUUGCCUGUCCCUAGGGCUCCAGCAUAUAGAUUGAAAGAAGAAGGGGCUGACACGUCAGCAGAUGCCAGCCGUACAAGCUAUAGAAGUGCACAGCUGGCGACUGAAGAGGAUGAAGAAAGCUACUCAUACUUCAGCUGUUGCUCUGAUGAUGUGGGUUGUUCUCAUGAUGCUGAAGAGCGAAGAUAAUCUUCAAGAUGAAAUCACGAAGCAGCUGGAAGCCUGCACGAUGCAAUGUAACUUGUGCAGGAAGAGUGGAAGACUCGGGCAUGAUUCUUUUGUACUACGUGACGCCAUUCCUUUUACCUUUUGAGUGGACGUGACGCCAUUCUUGAGGAGACGAUUCGAAACCCUUGUUGCAAACAAUUCGAGGCUAGCGAAUGUGUCCUGGCAACAAUAAAUUUUACCAAAAGUUUUUUUUUAAGACUGAUGAAACUACCGUUUUGUACAA
Panicum virgatum (switchgrass) is the source of this 6107-nucleotide messenger RNA. RefSeq lists its product as uncharacterized. The record is from RefSeq and is a predicted model, not a curated record. Bases 320 to 1603 code for a protein of 427 amino acids. Lineage: Eukaryota; Viridiplantae; Streptophyta; Magnoliopsida; Poales; Poaceae. The transcript is spliced from 12 exons. Gene Ontology annotation, biological process: cell surface receptor signaling pathway.